Molecule: messenger RNA, 5299 nt
Organism: Rhineura floridana
Lineage: Eukaryota; Metazoa; Chordata; Lepidosauria; Squamata; Rhineuridae
Gene: TRIB1
Product: tribbles pseudokinase 1
Exons: 3
Coding region: 372-1514 (380 amino acids)
Biological process (GO): protein phosphorylation; regulation of MAP kinase activity; positive regulation of proteasomal ubiquitin-dependent protein catabolic process
Cellular component (GO): nucleus
Molecular function (GO): protein kinase activity; ATP binding; mitogen-activated protein kinase kinase binding
Source: RefSeq, a predicted model, not a curated record
CUUUGAUGAGCUCCCGGGAGUUUGGCAGGAGCGGUGGCAGAUGGUGAGCGGAGCGCCAGCAGUUGCGGUCGGGCGCUCUCCGUCGAGGAAGGAGGAGGAGGGGAUGCGCGCCAGCCUGGACGGCAUUGCAUAACCUUCGAGCGGUCGCAUUGAUUACCCCGAAGCCGGAGUGGAGGCGGCCAAGUGAAUCAGCUGGGGGCGGAAAAAAACCAAGCAAACCGAAAAGAGGCAGAGCCCACUUCUCGCCCCGCGCCGCCACUCUCUUCUUCAGUUGUUCCCAAGGCAGCGCGGCGCCCGUCCGGCUUUGUGCGCGCUGGGAGCGUGAGAUAGCGCUCGGCUCGCCGCCGCCGCCGCCGCCGCCCUCCAGCUCCAUGAGCCGCCAGCUUGAACCGCGCAGCCCCGCCGCGCUCCUGCACCCGCCGGGAGCCGCCGGCGGCCCUCGUUGCCGGAGCGCCCCUUCGAAGCGUUUGCUUUUGCACGACGGCGCCGAAGAAGCUCCCGCCGCGGCCAAGUGCGCUCGCCUUGCCGUCGAUUGCUCCAGCGCGGCGCCCCAGGAUUGUCUCAGCGCGCCGGGCUCGCCCUGCGCCCUCGUCUCUCCGGCCCCCGGCGGCGGAGGCUCGUCUACUAGUCCCGGCGGUACUAGCGCUCAGGGCCCCAGCCUCGUCGCCGGCUACCUCUUGUUGCCCCUGCCCGACAGGGAACACGUUUCUAGGGCUCUGGACAUCAACACCGGCCGGGAACUGCGCUGCAAGGUCUUCCCCCUCAAACACUACCAGGACAAAAUCCGUCCUUACAUCCAGUUGCCGUCGCACAGAAACAUCACCGGGAUAGUGGAAGUGAUUCUCGGGGAAACCAAAGCCUACGUCUUCUUUGAUAAGGACUUUGGUGACAUGCAUUCCUAUGUGAGGAGCUGCAAACGUCUGCCGGAGCAGGAGGCUGCCAGACUUUUCAAGCAGAUUGUCUCAGCGGUAGCCCACUGCCACCAGUCAGCCAUCGUGCUGGGCGACCUCAAACUCAGGAAAUUUGUGUUUUCUAGUGAAGAAAGGAUGCACCUCAGACUAGAAAGCUUGGAAGACACUCACAUCAUCAAAGGAGAGGAUGAUGCAUUGUCGGACAAGCACGGCUGCCCAGCCUAUGUCAGUCCAGAGAUUCUUAACACAACGGGGACUUAUUCUGGCAAGCUGGCUGAUGUUUGGAGCUUAGGAGUCAUGUUGUACACCCUCCUGGUGGGACGCUAUCCCUUCCACGACUCAGACCCUACUGCCCUGUUUUCUAAAAUUCGCCGUGGACAGUUCUGCAUCCCUGACCAUGUCUCUCCCAAAGCACGGUGCCUCAUCCGUAGCCUGCUCAGGCGAGAACCCUCCGAGAGACUUACGGCUCCAGACAUUUUGCUUCAUCCAUGGUUUGAUGCUGUUUUGGAGUCUGGGUAUGCAGACCAGGACAUGAGAGCCUCUGAUCAAGUUGUUCCAGAGGAGUCCAGAGAGGAUGAUGAUAUUAGCGCCUUUUUUUGCUAGCUCUGAUUUUUGCCUCGGGAAAGAGAAGCCUCACACUCGCAUACAGUCUAUAAUUUUUUCCCCCUUUCCACUCUCUGUGUUGUUAAAUGCAUUGCUUUCCAAAACCUAGCUGUGCUCAGGACAGUAGCUGUGAUCUUAAACACUUAUGAGUGUACCAUUGCAAAAAAAAAAAAAAAGGUUGCAAUCCUUGGCCUGCUUAAUCUAGGGAAUUUCCAUUUGAAUCCCAUGGGACUUGCUCUGGGAUUAACCAUCUGGAGCAAAUGGACCUUUGCAAAUGUGUUUCGGCCUGGGAUCUCUGGGUUGUAAAGGGUUAUUCUGAACAUCAGUGGGGAAAUCAUACAUACAGGCUUGUCUGGGAAUAAGCAGUUUGAGGAUUGCAGUCUUCGUUUGCUGGCUCUUUUUAAAAAACAAAACACCUUGGAGCUUCUUGGCUCCAUGUGUGUUCAGAUCCACAUGGUCUUGCUUUGUUGGCAAGUUUAUACUGUUGUAGCAACUGCAGAAAAGCCAACUGGAUUCCCCUGUCUCAUACAUCAUCAGAGUGACAGGACUUUUGGCUGAGCUUUGAUCACAGAAUUUUCUUGCUGGUGAUGUAAGAGAGAGAGAAUAUACAGGCACAGUUCUUUUUAAUGCCAGGCGGGGCGUGUGAUAGUCACAGUGCAGAAAGUAAUUGGACCGUGUAUUUUUUUAAAAAGCUAAGCUUAUCUAAUUGAUUUUGAGCUUGGGUUUCCUGGCAUGUGAGAAUUGUGCUCUUGAGCUGGAGGUUCUCCACUUGCUUUCUUAGCUACCCUUGGGAUAUUCUGCUUGAAAGCGAUUCAAGAAAGAAGGUGCUGGUGGUGAGCGCAAGUCCUGAUUUUUGCCAGUCAGGUUAACCUGGAGUGUUUAAUUUUUGAAAAACUGAAUUUUACAAUCUGAAUCUCAACCCGGUUAAAUGAAAGUGUGGUGUAAAGUUGUUCUCAAGCCCACUGGCUUUCAACAGAGCCCUGUUGGCUUCACGUUAAUGCAGUCGUGGAUAGAUCAGGCAGCUAGCCAGACCACACAGCUGGUGGGAUGACAUGGGCUUGUAUCUGAAUACGUGGGCUUUUCAUAGGGUUUGGGCUUCCUGUCUGUCAGACUUGGGGGCGGGAUUUCACACCUGCACACUGUGCUUGGAAGUGGUUAACAGCCCCAGAGGUGCCGGGGUUGGGUGUAUUUCCAUACACCCAUGAAGCACGUUUGCCCUGUCUGCGGCAGUGAGAUUCUAGCUAGCAAGUCUUGUCUGUCUGUCUCUGAAUGCUUUUUAAUCUGAUUUUCUUUGUGCAGCUUCUUUCGCAGACUUAAGGGUUCCUCCUUAAGUGAACACCUGUGGCUGGGGUUCUCGCAUUUAUUCACCUUUUUCUCCUCCCCUUUGCAUAUCUAGCCUAAGAUGGCAUGGAAGUGGCAUUUACAAAGGGUUGCACGCGUAUCUUACUGAAAAGGUGAAUUGGCUGGCUACCUUCCAAACCUUCGCCUGAUGUGUCUUCGCAGCAAAAGCUGAUGUGACUGUUUGUGACCUUUAACUGAUGAAAUGCUGCCGCUUCAUUUUUAUAUAGCCUUAAAAUAUAGGAAGGCAGAGCAAUGUCCUUCCCAUUCCACAGAUGGGAUACUGGAGUCAACUAGAAGUGGCGUGUGUGGACUGCCCAAGGCUUGGUCAGUGGCAGGGGUGGACCUGAUCCUCCUGCUCCACAUCAAGCCCUUCUAGGUCCAGCAUUACAGUCACUGGCCAUGUUGCCUGAUUCCACUGUGUUCUGUGUAAGACAGAGAAAGAAGAUCCAUGUUUUGUAUACCCAAAGGCUCCACAAUGAAUCCCUGGCAUCCCCACUGAAGAAGAUCUCCAUGUUGUCGCAGGGGAUGGGGGGGUAUCGAUGGUCCUCUAGGUGUUCCUGGCCUCCAUGUCCCAUCAGCCCCACCUGGCAUAGCUGAUGAUCAGGCAUGAUGGGAGUUGUAGUCCCGCAAAAUCAAGAGGGCCUCAGUUUCCCCACCCUUGAUGUAGCAGGUCUGAAUACAUUUGUGCCUGAAAACCUGGAGAGCUGCUGGCAAUCCCUGGUCAGAUGGACCAAUAGUCUGACUUGAUGUAAGGUAACAUAUAUGUUCAGCGCUAGUGUUUGUCCUUGCUGGAUGCAAAUUUAAAGCCCCCUUCUAACCUUGAUGCUGGAUCUCCCAGAACCCUUGAAAGGAGGGGUGGGGAACCUGUGGCCCUCCAGAUGUUGUUGUACUAUAGUUCCCAUCAUCCCUGAUUAUUAGCUAUUCUGGCUGGGGCUAAUGGGAAAUGGAGUCCCUCAGCAUCCAGAGGGCCAUUGGUUUCCCUUUCCCUGCUUUUAAAAUUGCUUUGUAAGCACAACUCUUAACCAUAGCUCUUCGUCUGGCUCCCUUGCAUCAAGGUUGCUGGGCGUUGCUCAGAAAGUAGCCUAAUAUAUCAGAAUAACAAAAUCCAUCAGCCUAGGGUGGAGUUGCCCGACAUGAGUGGCAAAGAUAAGCCCUAUCUCAUUACAUACACUGAAACAUUUUUGUCUGUUGUGCAUGUGUGUGGGCUCUGCUGUUUAAUCCCUUGCGUCACCCUUUUGUACAAGAAGGAAAAAAACCACAAUUCCUCAUUUUGAUAAGCUGCUAUACAAUGACCAAACGUUUCUGUUUGGCGGUCCAAGUAUAAUCUCGCCCUGGAAAUCUCUCCUUUAUUAAAUUUUAAUGUAUCGCUGGUGGUGAUCGUUUUUUGCAUCUCAAAUUCAUGCGGAUAAUGAAUACACUUGAAUAAGCAUUAGCUUCCUGGAUGAGGUAAUGAACUUCUUCCUGACAAAGAUGACUGUUCCUGUUUGUAUAAAUAGGCACUUGCCUGUGGCGAGUUGGAAUUCAACCAGAGAACCAGAGGGGAAACUUUUGUUAAUUUGGGAGAUGGUUGGCUGUCUUUUCUUGAAGGCCAUUGAUGUGCCCCACCAUGGAUGAACGUGGGCACGUGUGGGUCAGCAGGCUAGCAACAGCUCUUGUGGGCUAGUAUCUUUUGUGGGCUUGCUUGCAAGGCUCUGUGUAUAUGUGGAAAAAACAACACAUGUUCCUUUUUGAAAAUCACCUGUGUCCCAUUUCUGAAACGAAUUUAUUCAUUUGAGUAGAUGUGUGCUGCAAGCUAGCUGUACCUUUGCUUUUCAAAUAACUUGGGAAAAUGUAUUUCUGUUGGGCUGUGUUGAGAUUGUUAGCAGUCACGCAUGGCUACAAUUCCAAGGAUUCUUUGUGGGGAAAGCUGGUAGAAUGCAGCUAUUUGGCCCAGGUUUUAAAGUACCAAAUGCUGAUGUUGCUUAAGAAUCCUACUGUUUUCAAAGUUUAGUUUUGUCAAGAGGGUGGGGCCGUUCUGCUCUUGUGAGCUGCGUAUACCUCAUCUGUUCCUUCCACAUAACGUCUUGCCAUUUUCAGUUUGGUUUAUCUUUUUUAAUGGCUGUAGUGUGUGUGUGUGUGUGUGUCCUAAAAACCGAGGUGUCGAAAGAGCAUUUAAAUGUGAAUUAAUGGCUGGCAAUACUAACUUGAUAGAAUCAAGAGAAUUAGAGGUGAAACUUUAUUUUUUGACCUUGAUUGCACUAAAGCUCUUGUGAUUGCUUUAAUAUAUUUGUAUCUGUGAUACAGUUUUUUUCUUAUAAAAAUCUCCAUAAACCUGCCUAUGAAUCUGUAUAUAUUGGUAGGUGUAAACCUAAUAACACUAUGUUGGAUGUUUGUAAAUAAUGUACAUAUUUGGAAAUCUACAUGAUGAAGUUGUAAAAUUCCUGUACAAAAAAAGUUUAAUAAAU